AUGCCAAAACACUUUUUACCAAAGGAAGAAAGCCAUCUUGUCAGUCACUGUCUCAAAGGGGUUAUUUGUGAAAACGAUGAUUUAUCUCUCUUAGAAAAUGAAAAAGUGGUUUACUAUAAUAAGUAUAGCGACUCUAAAGUUAGUUUAAUCAGUGGUGGUGGUUCUGGUCAUGAACCUCUGUGGAGUUCAAUGGUUGGUAAAGGAAUGUUAACUGCUGCUGCUCAGGGGGAUGUUUUCGCCAGUCCAAAUGAUAAAAAUAUACAAGCUGCCGAAAAGGCAACUCAUUCAAAUGCCGGGGUUAUUUUCAUCAUUACCAAUUACACUGGUGAUAAUUUAUAUUUUGGUAUGGCUGCUCAAGAUUUAAUCUCUCGUUACGGUGAAGAUAAGGUUCGUUUACUUCGUGUUACCGAUGAUGUUGCCGUUGGUAAGAGUACCGGGGGGUUAGUUGGUCGUAGAACUCUUGCUGGUCAUGCUUUAGUGAUGAAGGUUUUAGGAGCUGCUUCUGAACGUAAUUAUAAUAUAAAUGACAUUUUCCAAUUGGGGGUUGAUAUCAAUAAAAAUAUCGCUUCCAUUAAUGCCGGUUUGGAUCAUGUACACAUUCCUGGUCAUGGUGCUGAUGAAGAUUACGGUCAAUUGGGUCCUUCUCAGAUUGAAAUCGGGUUGGGUAUUCAUAAUGAACCCGGGGUGGUCAAAAUCAAUCAUGUUCCAACUAAUGAAGAAUUGAUCAAUCAAUUACUUCAUUAUAUUUUCAACACUGAAGACCCUGAACGUGGUUGGUUUGAAUACGAUAAAGAUGAUGAAAUUGUCUUGUUAUUCAAUAACUUGGGUGGUUUACCAAUUAUUGAAGAAAAAGCAUUGUUGUAUCAAACCGUUAAACAAUUGGAUUCCACCUAUGGUAUCAUCCCAGCCCGUGCUUACUCUGGUGCUUUUGUCACUUCUCUUAACGCCCCCAUCUUUACCAUCACUCUUUUCAAUGUCACCAAAUCGGUAUCCACCAAAUUUUCUUCUAAACAAAUUUUUGACUUGUUAGAUGAUACCACAACCGCAACUGGUUGGACCAAGAGUCAUAUUCCUCAAAAUGAUUCUUUCAAAAACAGAAUUAUUAGCAAUUUCGAAGGUUAUGCUGAAGAUGAAAAAGCCGAUUUCUCCCAUGAUAUCAAUAUCGAUUCUAACUUAUUAGUUAAGGUUAUUCAAACUGCUGCUGAUAACGUCAUCAAAAAGGAACCGGAAAUUACUGAUUGGGAUACUAAAAUGGGUGAUGGUGAUUGUGGUAAAACUUUAGAAACUGGUUCUUUGGCAAUCUUGCGUGAAUUGAAACAAAAUAGUUUAUCAGAUGGUUCAGUCAUAACCGCUUUACAUUUGGUUUUGAAAGUUAUUAAAGAAGAUAUGGGUGGUACUUUAGGUGCCAUUUUGUUCAUUUUCAUGAAAUCUUUUAUAAACAAAUUAGAAAUAUUAAUCGCUGAUGAAAAUUCAAAAUCAGAAAAUGUUUUCGGUAUCGCUUUACUUCAUGGUAUAACUACCUUGUGUGAGUUUACCAAAGCCAGAAUCGGUCAUAGAACAGUGAUGGAUGUCUUGAUACCAUUCUGUGAAUCUUUUGCUAAAUCAAAUGAUAUCAAUACCGCAGUGGAAGUUGCAAGAAAAGCCGCUGAAGGUACUAGAAAAUUGAAACCAAAGUUGGGUCGUGCUACUUACGUUGGUGGUAUUGAUAACCAAACUGAUUUCCCUCCUGAUCCCGGUGCUUAUGGGGUAUACGAAAUCAUUGAUGCUUUAAAAUUGCUUGCUUAAAUUUUUACCUAAUU
Molecule: messenger RNA, 1799 nt
Organism: Hyphopichia burtonii NRRL Y-1933
Lineage: Eukaryota; Fungi; Ascomycota; Pichiomycetes; Serinales; Debaryomycetaceae
Product: Dak1-domain-containing protein
Exons: 1
Coding region: 1-1785 (594 amino acids)
Biological process (GO): glycerol catabolic process
Cellular component (GO): cytosol
Molecular function (GO): ATP binding; glycerone kinase activity
Source: RefSeq, a predicted model, not a curated record